ACGGGGCAGGGCCAGCUCUGCCCGCUGCUGUCAGGGCGCCGGGUGGGAGGCACAGGGGUUGGGGGCCUGACUUUCCGGCCGAUUUCCCACAGCGGGGCCCGGGCUGCAGUCUUGGGGGCCCAGGGACGACGCGGCCGGGGGAGGACCCCCCAGAACUGGGCUGCAGAGCGGGGGAAGUGGAUCCCUUGGGUGCCAGCACCCCGGCGACUGGUGGCUGGUGGCUGGUGGCUGGGCCGAGCCGGGGCUCGCACAGAGGCGAGAGGUUCGCCCUGGAGUGUGGUGAAGGGUACUUUUCAUGGUGCAUGGAAGGAAAGCCAAUGCGCAGGUGUACCAACAUUCGACCAGGAGAGACUGGAAUGGAUGUCACAAGCCGCUGCACCCUUGGAGACCCCAACAAGUUGCCAGAGGGGGUUCCCCAACCUGCCCGCAUGCCAUAUAUCUCAGACAAGCAUCCUCGACAAACCUUGGAAGUGAUUAACCUUCUGAGAAAGCACCGGGAGUUAUGUGAUGUGGUCCUGGUUGUAGGUGCUAAGAAGAUAUAUGCUCACCGAGUUAUUUUAUCAGCCUGUAGUCCCUACUUCAGAGCUAUGUUUACAGGAGAAUUGGCAGAAAGCCGCCAGACAGAAGUAGUGAUCCGAGAUAUUGACGAGAGGGCCAUGGAACUCCUGAUCGAUUUUGCAUACACCUCCCAGAUAACUGUGGAAGAAGGCAAUGUUCAGACCCUUCUGCCAGCUGCUUGCCUCCUCCAGCUGGCAGAAAUACAGGAAGCCUGCUGUGAGUUCUUAAAGAGACAAUUAGACCCUUCUAACUGCCUGGGCAUUCGGGCUUUUGCUGAUACACAUUCAUGUCGUGAGUUGCUAAGGAUAGCAGACAAGUUCACUCAACAUAACUUUCAAGAGGUGAUGGAAAGUGAAGAGUUUAUGUUGCUUCCAGCCAAUCAGCUCAUUGAUAUAAUAUCUAGUGAUGAACUAAAUGUUCGUAGUGAAGAGCAGGUGUUCAGUGCAGUGAUGGCCUGGGUCAAAUACAGUAUACAAGAAAGACGCCCUCAGUUACCCCAGGUACUACAGCAUGUCCGUCUGCCUUUACUUAGUCCCAAGUUCCUGGUGGGCACUGUAGGCUCUGAUCCCCUGAUCAAAAGUGAUGAAGAAUGCAGAGACUUGGUUGAUGAGGCUAAAAAUUAUCUCCUGUUGCCUCAAGAGCGACCACUCAUGCAAGGACCAAGGACAAGACCCCGGAAGCCUAUCCGAUGUGGAGAAGUUCUCUUUGCAGUUGGUGGCUGGUGCAGUGGAGAUGCCAUUUCCAGUGUUGAACGAUAUGAUCCACAGACCAAUGAAUGGCGAAUGGUAGCUUCAAUGAGCAAAAGGCGGUGUGGAGUUGGAGUUAGUGUUCUGGAUGAUCUGUUAUAUGCUGUGGGAGGCCAUGAUGGAUCUUCUUAUCUCAAUAGUGUUGAAAGGUAUGACCCCAAAACAAACCAGUGGAGCAGUGACGUGGCUCCUACAAGCACCUGCAGGACAAGUGUUGGUGUGGCAGUCCUUGGAGGCUUUCUCUAUGCAGUGGGUGGCCAGGAUGGUGUGUCUUGUCUCAACAUUGUUGAGAGAUAUGAUCCAAAGGAGAACAAGUGGACCCGAGUGGCCUCCAUGAGUACCAGAAGACUUGGUGUGGCUGUGUCUGUGUUAGGAGGGUUUUUGUAUGCAGUAGGUGGUUCUGAUGGGACAUCACCACUCAACACAGUGGAGCGCUACAACCCUCAGGAGAACAGGUGGCAUACAAUAGCCCCCAUGGGGACUCGGAGGAAGCACCUAGGCUGUGCCGUGUAUCAGGACAUGAUCUACGCUGUGGGAGGGAGAGAUGACACCACAGAGCUUAGCAGUGCUGAGAGAUACAACCCCAGAACAAACCAGUGGUCUCCAGUGGUGGCUAUGACAUCCCGCCGCAGUGGAGUUGGCCUGGCAGUGGUGAAUGGACAGCUUAUGGCUGUAGGAGGUUUUGAUGGCACGACAUACUUGAAGACCAUUGAGGUGUUUGAUCCUGAUGCCAAUACAUGGAGGUUAUAUGGUGGGAUGAACUAUCGUCGUCUAGGAGGUGGUGUAGGAGUUAUUAAAAUGACACAUUGUGAAUCCCAUAUAUGGUGAAUGUCUGGAGGACACCUCAGUAUUCUGGAGAACUUUUGACUUUUGGAGCUUAUACAGCUCAAGAAAACAUUUGAACAAAUUUAUUCUUUGCUGGUGCCUCAACAUGAUGAAAAUACAAAUACAAUAACAAGUACUUCAUCUGUAAGAUGCCACCUUUGCACAAUCAUUUUCAGUUCUGUGCAGAAGAAUAUUUAUUUUUACUUUUUAAUUUAUCAUGUUUUAUUGGUUGGGUUUGGAACUUAUUUCUUAUUUUUAUUUGUUUUGAAUCUAGCCUUCCACAAAAAAAAAUUAAAAAGAAAAAAGGCAAGGAAAAAAAGACUUAAAAAUACCAAGUGAUAAGACUUUAUUUUGAAGAGAUUAACACUGAUAAAGGGAGAAGGACUGUGUUUGGUAGAUUAAUAGUUAUUCCAAGGUCCUCAUUCCAUAUGACGCUGCCACUUACAGAACUACCAGUGACAAAGACAGGUAUGCAAAGUGUUUUAGCUAUACAUCAUUGUUGCGCUAAGCAUCAGAAGAUUUGAAAAUCUUAAAACAAGGAAGCAUCUCAUUUUAAAUAGUACAAUUCAAGAGGACUAUUAAGUAGUAAAAUCAAGAUGCAGACACUGAAGUUUUCAUUGUGGAAGCGCAUAUCUUUCCUUCCAGUUGGACUUGUUUUCUGCUACAUUUUGUUUUGUUUUGUUUUAAACAUUUUAUGGUUUCUAAUAGAUCUAGAGCUCUGCUUAGUGCCUCUAUAGAAAUAGCCUAUGAAUUGCACAUGCUAUCUUACACAUCUCCCAGUAAAAUAAUUUGCAACUCUGCAAAAGGUUCUGCUCAAAAACAUAAUUGAUGGGAGCUACUUUCCUUCCCAUUUCCUUAUUGCUAUUCAGAAUCAGCAGGGAGAACUACCCUCCUCCCAGCUGUAAACACUGUUCUGCAAUUUUUAUUUGCUGCUCAGGCCUGCUGCAGAGGAAGCUCACCUGUACUAACAGUUUCCUAGGGAACAAAUGCUUUAGUUCCUAUUGUAGUGAAUGUGCAACCACUCGAGGCAUUUUGUCUUUGAUUGUUUUAUACAGGCUACCCAUUCUUAUCAUUCUAUAAAGCCACUGUUACUGUUCUCAAAUUGCACUUUCUGGUGAAAAAUUAAAAAUUUUAAGGAAAGUAAUAACAAUUUCUAUGGUCACCGGUCUAAUUUAAUUUAAUUCUUCUUUUCAUUGAGUUUACAGACCAAUCUUUUCCAAUGUAUUUUGCAGGAAAAUCAAAAGGAAUAAUUCACUCCCCCAGCCAUCCCCAAAUGUUUGGCAACUUUUGUGUUUACAUUUAAUGAUCAUUUGCACCUUUAUGAGGAAAGAUAAGUAUUUGGUGAAUAAUUGUUUACAUGUAUCAUUUAUGCUUUUUUCUAGCAUGUACAACUUUUUAAAAUAAAGAUAUUUACCUUAAAAAAAACACUUUGGUUAAUGCUUUUUAAUGUUGUAUCUUUGCUAUUUAGAUUUGCUGCUUCUAAUAAUUUUAUAUUUUCUUUAUGUAAAGUUAUACUUUCAACCUGAAAGAAUAAAGGGAUUGCCAGGUAUA
Molecule: messenger RNA, 3680 nt
Organism: Erinaceus europaeus (western European hedgehog)
Lineage: Eukaryota; Metazoa; Chordata; Mammalia; Eulipotyphla; Erinaceidae
Gene: KLHL20
Product: kelch like family member 20
Exons: 12
Coding region: 303-2132 (609 amino acids)
Molecular function (GO): protein binding
Source: RefSeq, a predicted model, not a curated record